This is a messenger RNA of Daldinia loculata, 3123 nucleotides long. Its product is annotated as heterokaryon incompatibility protein-domain-containing protein. The record is from RefSeq and is a predicted model, not a curated record. The transcript has 2 exons. NCBI's taxonomy places the organism in Eukaryota, Fungi, Ascomycota, Sordariomycetes, Xylariales, Hypoxylaceae. Bases 258 to 2804 code for a protein of 848 amino acids.
AGAAAAGCGAUAGGCCGCUACGUGGCUUCACCAGACACAGCCCCGAAUGCGAAAUCCGUAGCCUACCUUUCGUUACACAUCAUUAGCAAAGAUAAUUUCUGUACAGCCACUUCAUCUCGACGUGACUCUUUUUAAUACUAAAAGACCUAUCUGACCUUAACCUCUUUCCUAAAACUUUGCUGUACUCGAACUAUUGAACAAGUCAUUUUUUAAAACUUCACAUUGCUCGUUGCUGAUAGGCAAUUAGAAUUAGCACGAUGACAAGCCUAUGCGCAUGUGAGCAUCCCGACUUUAAAAAGUUACCGGAAGUUGCAUGGCGUUGUACCCAAUGCUGGACGCCGGUUCCAGAAGAUGAAGAGCUUCAAGACCCUAGCACGCGAGAGGAAGUGAGACACCGCGUGCUUGAGAGGUCAUCACUGAACUUAUCUUGGCCAAGCAGCGUCCAAUAUAAUAAUGACAACGACCUUGCCGAACGAGUUAUUCGUGUCCUCGAGGAAAGCGUAUACAGCCUAAACCAAACAAACGACCAAACAAACGCUAUUUCACAUCCUAACGAUGAGGGGGAUCCAAUAGUUCAUCCCCCGAUUCAAAAUGCAAACCCUAUAACAUACCGGUACUAUCAGUACCGGUCCCUAGAGACCACAACACGAAACCCACAUCUUAGAAUCCUUCGAUUGUCUCCGGGUGAGCCCGGGGACCCGCUACAUGGAAGAUUACUCAUUGCAUCUAUCGAAAUUACCGGAACUACGCUGGAAUAUGAGGCUAUUUCGUAUACAUGGGCGAACGAGGCAGGCGACAGCAGAAGGCAGCGACCUCUGUAUCUCGAUAAUAAUUGGUAUAGACUCCCUAUCACUGAAAAUUGCGAGGCGGCGCUUCGACGGUUCCGAGAUAGAAAAAAAGCAAGGUUCCUAUGGGUAGACUCCGUAUGUAUUAACCAAGAGGAUGCCGACGAAAGACGCGAGCAGGUCGGGCUGAUGCCUGAGAUAUACUCUCGGGCGCAGAAGGUUUUAGUCUUUUUAGGAAAAGACUCGAAUCACACAAGUGCUGCGAUGUUUGCGCUCAACUCCGAUGAACGAUCGUCUAAAGAGUAUAGGGAGAGCGGCCUAUACAUUAACGAUAUAAAAUCGCUAUUUUCUCUUCCUUAUUUCUCCCGCGUCUGGAUCAUACAGGAAUUAGCUCUGGCUAGGGAUGCUACCUUUUAUCUUGGGCACGGCGCUCAAUCGCUCGGGCUUCAACAUUCCCGAGAGAAAUUCGGGCGCAUAUUCAAAGAAGUUCAUGCUGAAGAAGUACUGCCUCUUUGGGUACGGCACUGCGGAAAACGCAAGUUGAGAUCCUGGGAAGAAUUUGGGAAUCUGAUAUUCGAUGGCAUGCCUAGCCAGGCUUCGAGACCAGAAGAUAAGAUAUUCGCCUUCUUUGGUAUGAUGAAAGACGCGAGCGUGGAGGGACUGGUUGCGAAUUACAAUCUUGCAGUAGAGCAGGUCUAUACUGGCAUCGCCGCUUUCUUGAUGUCUAAAGGUCACUUGAUGAGCCUCUUGGAGCGAGCAAGAAGCGGAGGAUCCCAAGCGAUACAUGAUAACCGACCCCUGGACCUCCCUUCGUGGGUUCCUGACUUUCGUUGCGCAGCCCAGAACGACGAAUUCAAUCUCAGUCCCGAGUUCAGCCCGGUCUAUAUUCAACCAGACCCAUCUGACCAACGAUCACAACCUAUUCCCGAGGUUGUCCUCAGUCGGACUGGAUCCCUGAUUAUCCAUGGAUAUAGAAUACUAAGAGGUAUUGCCAUGAAAACCCCGGAAUUAGAGUAUACCUACAAAUACAGGUCGGCAUUCGAGAUUAGCGUCAAAUUCCAAAGAUUAUUCGACUCGACUAUGGACAUCAUCAUGUUACCGUGUAUUGAGGAUUCUAAGCCGUACGCCCUACAUCUUCGGAAGACCGAUGUUCGCAAUCGUACUAAUUGCUACACCUUCAUUGGGCUAUGUAAGGUUGGACUGCCUUAUAUAUUUGCCGACGGCGGUGAGAAGAAGAUAAUACUUCGACCUGAGUAUUUCUCUAUUCCUGACGACCCCGAAAUCAUGACGGUUCACAACUUCAUCGAGAAAAACCCCCAUUUGGAUAUCAAGUUAAGUCCCUGGCUGUUACGAUUUUCUCCGGAAACAGAACAUGACUCCUCUAACAAAGCCCUUGGGGUUUCCUGGUUAUUUGGACCGGGGCCGAGCGAAGAUCGCCUUACCAGUUUUCUCGAUCAAUGUAGAGGUCUUAAAUUCCUGUGGCGUCAAUGGUCGCAGGACCUUGAAGUAGUCAGGUCUGCCGCAAAGGAAUUCAUCUGUGAGACAUUCGAAGACUCUCGGGAUUCAAGCAAAAAGCUGUUAACGAGCGAUCUUACCGAGAAAAUUAGGCGUUGGAAGCUCUCAACAGGAGCCCUUGUGUCUUGCGGGGGAAAAACCUGCAGAACACUAUUCGGGGAAUCAUCCUCUUUCUGUUCCUUUGAAGAUGAUGCUCAGAAUAAAACAACCCACACACUCUUGAGUACGAAUGACGUUAAAGAGGUGUUUGAUAAAAUAUAUUCAAAUGUUGAGCAAGACAUUUUGAGAUGCGAAGCCUGUAAAGGGUCCGUCGAUAUUGUUGAGGAAGCUAUAGAACGCCUGAUUGGAGAUUGGAAAGAAUUUAUGAUGCCAAUGUCUCCAGAUCCUAUAGGAGUUACGACAAAUAAAUUAUGGGCGAUAUUUAAUAGGAUUAAGUAUCGACGGAAUUUGGAGCGGAGGUUUACCUUUAUCUCCGGGAGUCAUGAAGAAUUCAUUAUUAUCUAAGUGUGGGUUUUGGCAUAUUGCUCUUGGGUAAAUUGAAGAAGUUGUUAACUACCUACCUAUAUAAUCAAAAGAGUAUACUUAUUUCUGUUGAAUACCGGUGAUACUUUAUUACUCUUACAUGGCAACUACCUCUUUUCAUAUAAGUGUUUGCCAAGAGAAAAGGACCUUGAGGCCUAGGACCAUUAAGCUGUACUUUAUCUCCGUAAACUUAACUCCGAUAUACCGGGGCGCAAUCGGCCGUUAGCGGUGAAAGACUUUCUUAGAUCUCGGUCUCGUUCUCGCCCUCUAAGAUUAGCCUAUGAUAGACGGACAGACAGGG